Messenger RNA from Cheilinus undulatus (humphead wrasse), 871 nucleotides. It is a transcript of the gene med20, whose product is annotated as mediator complex subunit 20. Gene Ontology annotation, biological process: regulation of transcription by RNA polymerase II. The record is from RefSeq and is a predicted model, not a curated record. Gene Ontology annotation, cellular component: mediator complex. Gene Ontology annotation, molecular function: transcription coactivator activity. NCBI's taxonomy places the organism in Eukaryota, Metazoa, Chordata, Actinopteri, Labriformes, Labridae. The transcript is spliced from 4 exons. The coding region runs from base 154 to 789 and encodes 211 amino acids.
CAUAUGUAUUUGUAAUAAUAUAACUCAACUAAGAUUUCAAUAAGGUGAAUGAAAUCUACAAAACGUUGUUUUAAUUCUAUCGGAAGAACAUUUUUCACCCGGAAGUAUUCAACCUUAAGCUAACAAAACAGUGGGACGCGACGCGGCGCAUCAAUGGGUGUCACUUGUGUGUGCCAGGUACCUGUAGCAGAGGGGAAGAGUGUGCAGCAGACAGUGGACAUCCUGCACAAGAAGCUGGAGCAGCUUGGUGCUGUGAAGCAGGGCAGCUUCUGUGUAGACUGUGAGACCUACCAUGCAACAGGAAACGUUAGCGGUCAACCCUCUAAGCUCUUAUAUGUGAUGCACAACUCUGAAACUCCUUUGAGCUGCCUGGCUCUGUUUGAAGGCGGACCCUGCCUGAUAGCUGAUGCAAACUUUGAUGUUCUUAUGGUGAAGCUGAAAAGUCACUUCCAAAAUGCCAAGGGGCACAAAGUGGAGUGUCGUGGUUCCAGAUAUCGUUACUGUGACUUCUUGAUAAAAGUUGGAACUGUGACUAUGAGCUCCAGUGCCAGAGGGAUAUCGGUAGAGGUGGAGUACUGUCCCUGUGUGGUUCCAGGGGACUGCUGGAAUCUCAUGAGGGAGUUCAUGGCGUCCUUUCUGGGCUCCAAUGUCCCUGAACUGCCGUCUGUGUUUGCUGCCAAACCUGAAGGGCUCUUUGCCCAGGCAGACUGUGUUGACACCAUGACGCAGUACCUGGAGCUGUUCAACAAACUUCGGAAACUACAAAUGCCAGGAAGUAAUGUACGUUGAGCUGUUGGUAGCAAUUAACAAAGCCUUUUUUAAUGUUUGUGUUGAUGUCAUAAUAAAUCUGUUUUCAUUGAUCAGAAAAGAA